GGGCGAGGCUGGGAACCGGGAGACGCCGCAGCCAUGGAGGAGUUUAAUCCCCGUAACGACGAGAUGAUCUUUAACACUGAAGAAGCCCACAAUAUUAUUAAAGAUUGCAUAGAAGGUGUUCUGGGCAAGGCAGAUUAUAACCAUGACAAUGUGAAUAAAUGGACUGCAGCUGUAGUAGAACAGUCUCUAACAAAUCUAGUAAAACUGGGAAAAACAUAUAAGUAUAUUGUGACCUGUGCUGUGAUGCAGAAGUGUGGGGCUGGUCUGCAUACUGCAAGCUCAUGUUUUUGGGAUACCACAACUGAUGGGACUUGCACAGUCAGAUGGGAAAACAGAACAAUGAACUGUGUGGUUAGUGUCUUUGCUGUGGCCAUAAACUUGUAGCAAAAAAUUAAAGAUUGUAAACUGGAUAAAAUAAGUUAUCCCAAAGCCUUUUAAAUUAGAAAUUAUGAAAUACUCAGAAUGUACUGUAAGAAUUAUUAAAUAGAUAUUAUUAAGUCUGAGAAAAAAGGAA
Messenger RNA from Protobothrops mucrosquamatus (brown spotted pit viper), 514 nucleotides. It is a transcript of the gene DYNLT3, whose product is annotated as dynein light chain Tctex-type 3. Lineage: Eukaryota; Metazoa; Chordata; Lepidosauria; Squamata; Viperidae. Gene Ontology annotation, molecular function: dynein intermediate chain binding. Gene Ontology annotation, biological process: microtubule-based movement. Gene Ontology annotation, cellular component: kinetochore; cytoplasmic dynein complex; cytoplasm. The record is from RefSeq and is a predicted model, not a curated record. The transcript has 5 exons. The coding region runs from base 34 to 384 and encodes 116 amino acids.